GUGUGCACAGGUGAGGCAGGGGCUCCUUUAAGCCGGGCACUGGGCUCUCACCUGUGCACCCCCCCACAGGUAACUCCAGCCCAGGUGAGCCUCACCUGGGGCCGGGCUCUCACCUGUGCGUCCCCCACAGGUAACUCCAGCUCACCUGAGGUGCGGCUGGUGGCCGGGCCGCACCUGUGCGCAGGUAGGGUGGAGGUGCUGCACGAGGGGCGCUGGGGGACGGUCUGCGACCACGGCUGGGACCUGCGGGACGCACAGGUGGUCUGCCGCCAGCUGGGCUGUGGGAGGGCGCUGGCGGCUCGAGGCCACGCCCACUUUGGGCAGGGCUCGGGCCAGGUGUGGCUGAGCGACCUCACCUGUUUGAGCGGGGAGCGACACCUGUGGCACUGCCCCGGCCCCACCUGGGGCAACAACACCUGCGGGCACGAGGAGGACGCGGCGGUGGAGUGCACAGGUGAGGAGACUCCGGAGCCGCUCCAGGUGCGCCUGGCGGGGGGCCCGGGCAGGUGCGCGGGGCGGGUGGAGGUGUUACACCUGGGCAGGUGGGGCACGGUGUGCGACGACACCUGGGACCUGCGGGCGGCCCGGGUCACCUGCCGGCACCUGGGCUGCGGCCCCGCCCUCAGCGCACCUGGCGGCGCCCGCUUCGGGCCCGGCCGCGACCCCGUCUGGCUGGACCAGGUGAGCUGCUCAGGUGAGGAGCUCACCUUGGACAGGUGCGAGCUGCGGCAGUGGGAGAGCACGACUGCGGCCACGAGGAGGACGCGGGGGUGGUGUGCGCAGGUGUGCGCAGGUCCCGACCCCCCCCAGGUGCGGCUGCUGGGCGGCCCCGGGCCCUGCGCGGGGCAGGUGCAGGUGAGGCUGAACCGCACCUGGCUGCAGGUGUGCGGCCUCACCUGGGGGCUGCCCGAGGCUCAGGUGCUGUGCCGGCAGCUGGGCUGCGGCCCCGCCCUCAGCGCACCUGUGGGGCCGCACCUGCCCGGGCCGGGGGCGGGGCAGCCUCACCUGGCCGGGCUCACCUGCGACGGCUCCGAGUCGCAGCUCCUCGAGUGCCUGCGCGGGGGGAGGGGCCCCGCACCUGCGCAGGUGGGGCCGCCCAGGUGCGCUGCGCAAUGCCCGCAGGUGCCUCCCCCAGCUGCGCUUACCUGGUGGCGCUGCUGGUGCUGCUGACGUCGGUGGGCGGGGCCCUGCUCUGGCUCACCUUGAGGGCCAGGUGUGUCCCAGCUCACCUGGACACCCCCAGGGCCCCCAGCGCCAUUUACCUGCCCAGGAGAGCCUCACCUGGGGAGGCCGAGGCGCUGCAGCUGAUGGACGAUGAUCCCUGAGCUCACCUGGUGGAGCUCACCUGGUGGAGCUCACCUGGAGGAGCCUGGAGAUCACCUGGAGAUCACCUGGAAUCCUUCACCUGGUGGAGCUCACCUGGAGGAGCCUGGAGAUCAC
This is a messenger RNA of Poecile atricapillus (Black-capped chickadee), 1440 nucleotides long. Its product is annotated as scavenger receptor cysteine-rich domain-containing group B protein-like. Lineage: Eukaryota; Metazoa; Chordata; Aves; Passeriformes; Paridae. Gene Ontology annotation, cellular component: membrane. The record is from RefSeq and is a predicted model, not a curated record.